AAGUGUUGCCACCUCGCUUGCAUACCAGUGGGACCUGUGUCUUGUUGUACUUGAAAACUUGUCACUUUUCCACUCCCAUUCUAAAAAAAAAGUACUCGCUGCCGCAGGAUGUCCUGACAACAAUCUUUUAGUGCAAUAUCGAAAUAUUUGAUUUGUUGUCUUUUAUCCAUGCUACAGGCUCAUAGAAGUAGACCCAUGUUUGUGAUCUGACCUCUGUUUUCUUUUGGAGUCCUUUUGAAGCCGAGACUUAUGAAUGAUACCUUAAGGCCAUCGACAGAGUUUUCUUAAGAAGAAAAUAGGUCAUUGCAGAAAUACUGCCUACAUCCCCAGUGAGCAACUCAAAAUGCUAAUCAAACAAACCUUAUGCCGAAAGUACAAGGCAAGAAAUAGGCUUUUAUCCUUCUCACUCUUGGUCUAUAUCACUGACAUAUCCACUUGAACUUGGGAUCAGAGCGUAUGUCGAUUUGUCCUGAAGAUACCACUUUUGGUGUCAACUACAUAGGACUUACAGAAUGGACAACAUCAGUUUUUCUUCUAUCCAAAAGUGUUAUCAGCGUGAUGUACGACCAAUAAUGGGUCUUGGGAGUCUUGUAUUGACUUAUAUGACAACGGUUCAUUUACUACGAUGAUUAGGGUUUUGUUCAAGCCAUAGGCCUGCUAGCCACAUAAAGCCUCACUCAUGUACAACAAAAUUGUCUAUUGGACAGAGUUUUGAAAAUCUGAUUCUGUUAAGAUAAACGCCUUCCUUUCUUUUCACACUCAUUUUGGUCGUUAAGUUCCACGUGUUGUCUCUGCUUGGUAAUUUGUUCUGGAAUUGUUCUUGGUGAUAUAUGAGCAUGAUUUUUACCAGAAUUCAGUUAUCCUGUAUUUGGUGCAAAGUUGGACUUGUGUGUCCUGCAGCAGAUAUUAGAAAUUAUUUCACUGCCCAAAGUUCCUGCUCCUCAAUCAAGCUAAUUGCAUUUACAUAUCUACCGGGGCAAGGUCUUUUGGUAUUUCACUUUGAUCACUAGCUGCACCGAACCCCUCCCAUUCCCCUCCCCAAAAAAUGUUUCUUACCAAUCGAGGGAGUUCUAUAAGCAGUUUCAAGGUAAAAAAUUUCCGGUACAAACAUCAACAAAUGAGUGCAAGAUGUGUCUCUCUCACACACAUCUGCUACAAUUAAAUUGUUUUGUUUGGUAUACUUGAAUAUUUACCCUGUCCGCAAUACUGCCUCUGCUCCAAUCUCUGUACUAGUAGUAUUUCUACUAUAUAGAAGAGCCAACAAUGAAACGAUCAAGGGCAAUCUGGAGUUUCACAGCACAAUACUUUGUGUAUGUCAAUUUAGUACUACGAUUUUGGGGUGAUAAAUGCACUAUAUAAUCAUCCAUACAACGCAGCUCUCACGCAAGAAAUCAUGGCUACAUGAUUUUCAACCCACUACGGAUGCUUGACAGUUGGCAAAUGAGAGCUUUGGGGCCAUUCUCGACCAGGGAGGAUUGGAUGCUUUAAUGGAGCCUAAGCUUGGAUCAAAGUUAGGAACUCAAUAUUUGUCUGAGGAUGAUUCAUAUCUUGAGAGUUACAUCAACACCAUUGGUGUGGACUUCAAAAUCCUCACAGUUGAACAGGAUGGGAAAACCAUUAAACUUCAAAUUAUGCAGUGGGAUACUGCUGGUCAAGAGCAUUUUAGGACAAUUACCAGCAGUUACUAUCGUGGUGCUCACGACAUAAUCGUGGUUUGUGAUGUAACCGAUCCAGAGCGCUUCAAUAAUGUCAAGCAAUGGUUGGGUGAAAUAGAUCGAUAUGCAAGUGAUAACGCGAACAAACUUCUUGUUGAAAACAAGUGCGAUCUCACAGCACAGAAGGUAGUUUCGACAGAGACAGCUCAGAAUCAUGCUUAGACCAAUGUUCAUGUUCUGAGAAUUGGGUGGGUAAUAAGAGGUGUUACUGCGCCUCUGCACAGAUUGCAGAAGAGGAGAAUUGGCAAAGAGAGUUGGAAGAGAAGGAUUUGAUCAUUGAUAGACUACCAAGGUUCAAUAGGGUGAAGCUUCCUAAAGGUAUUAAACUUUCAAAGGGUGAGAUGAGAAGGAUUAGUCAGUUUAGAGACAUGCCUUACAUUUCACCGUAUGAGGAUUUCUCUGAAAUAAGGCCUGGUACUUCGGAUAAGGAAAAACACGCAUGUGGUGUGGUUCAUGAAAUUCUGAGCCUCGCAGUCGAGAAAAGGACUCUUGAUGAUCACCUUACUCAUUUCAGGGAAGAAUUUAGAUUCUCUCAACAGCUGAGAGGCAUGCUGAUAAGACAUCCUGAUAUGUUCUAUGUCUCUUUGAAAGGGGAUCGAGACUCAGUUUUUCUACGUGAAGCUUAUCAGGAUUCACACUUGAUAGAAAAGAACAGGUUAUUGCUCAUCAAGGAAAAGCUUCGCUCCCUUGUUUCUCAUUCAAGAUUACCCCGGAGAACCACUCCACGAACUGAUUCUGCUGAAAUAGAAAAAACUGAGUCCAAAUAUGGAAUUGAUGCUGUAGGAAGAUGAAGAUUGGUCCGACAUUGAUAACUUAGGGACUGAUGGAUUAGAUGAAGAUGACGAUGAUGACUGGAGUGAUGAUGGUGAUGAUCUACCUCCCGACUUCAGUGAUGAUGAAGAUAGCAAACCGACUACACAAGUUAAUGGUGCACAGAAGGAGGAAGAAAAGAUUUUGGCCCCCGUGUUUCCAGAUGGUCGGCCUCAGGAACGCUGCUUCUGCUAUUGGCUUGUUCCAUUCGCGCGAGGUUUGAAGUCCCAGGGUAAAAGAUUCUUCCAUUCUCUUGACAUCCUGCGUCAGCGUUAGCUUAGCUAGCAUCUUUGCAUCAGAUUUACAGUUCAAUGUUGUCGUUAAGUUAAAUAUAUUUGCAUCCUGUUGUGAACUAAGUCUUGUAUUUACGUGAGGAAGGUUGAGGCCUGGGCAGCAACGGCCUGCUUCAUGAACCAGGUUUGGUAUUUAAGUUUGGAAGGGUAGAAGGGACCGGGCAUUAACGACAGACAUAUUUUUUCGGUUACUCAAAGAAAAAAAAAAAGAAUUGAUGAUGCCAUAUAUUCUUCUGCCAGCUCUUUGAAGUAAUGUGUGUGUGCUCUUGUGAGCAAAGGAUUGUAGAAUAAAAUGUCUUCUUCUCUUAAUCAUCAUAUCUCCAAGUCUAAACCAAAGUAAUAGAUGCCACUUGUAUCAUUAUUUGGUUAGUGGAUACUACUCAAGACACUAUCAAAGAUAUGGAUUCUACAAUUAUCAUUAUUCUUACAAAGUAA
Molecule: messenger RNA, 3253 nt
Organism: Capsicum annuum
Lineage: Eukaryota; Viridiplantae; Streptophyta; Magnoliopsida; Solanales; Solanaceae
Product: ras-related protein RABD2c
Exons: 8
Coding region: 1488-1877 (129 amino acids)
Molecular function (GO): GTPase activity; GTP binding
Source: RefSeq, a predicted model, not a curated record